GUCGCGCCCCCUAGAGCCUCGAAUUGACGCGCCCUCGCGAGUGGGGCUCAGGCUGGGCCCUGAGGCGAGCGGGGGACGACGCGAAGGCCAAAGUCCCGGCGGCGCCUGUCCCCGCCGGCUCGCCGUGGCCGCGCCGCCUUUCGCCUCUCCUCAGAGCGCUGAAAGGCCGCCGCCGCUGUCGGCACCUUCUUCCCUACCGGGAGCCGAGACUGCUUUCCAACAAAGCCCCAACUUUGGAGACUGCUGAUCUAGUCCAGCCAACUCAUUUUGCAGAUGGGGAAACUGAGGCCCAGAGAUGAUGUGAUUUGCCCAAGAUAAAUGCUGAUUGAACAGAUGAACUAAUUAGAUAGUAUUAAAUUGGAAGAAAAAAGGAAGCGAUAAUGCACCAUGGCAGCGGUCCUCAGAAUGUCCAGCUCCAGAGGUCGAGGUCCUUCACAGGCAGUGAGGGGGAAGACCAGCAGUCCCAUUCAAAUCUACCCCAGUCCCCUGCAGCUCCAUUUGCUCCUUCAGCAAGCCCAUCUGCACCACAGUCGCCCAGUUACCAAAUACAGCAGCUUAUGAAUAGAAGUCCAGUAGCUGGUCAGAAUGUAAACAUUACACUGCAGAAUGUUGGACCAGUAGUUGGAGGAAACCAGCAGAUCACCCUGACCCCUUUGCCAAUCCCCAACCCAACCUCCCCAGGUUUUCAGUUUAAUUCUCAGCAAAGGAGGUUUGAGCAUGGCUCCCCAUCCUACAUACAAGUUACCUCCCCGUUGCCCCAACAAGUCCAGUCUCAAAGCCCAACCCAGCCCACCCCUGGGCCAGUGCAGGCCUUACAGAGUGUGCGGGCUGGCACUCCUGGCCCGGGACUGGGUAUCUGCAGCUCCAGCCCCACUGGAGGCUUUGUGGAUGCCAGUGUCCUUGUGAGACAGAUCAGUUUGAGCCCUUCGAAUGGUGGACACUUUGUGUAUCAGGAGGGCUCAGGCAUUGCCCAGAUUGCUCAGGGAGGACAGGUUCAACUCCAGCAUGCGGGGGCCCCUAUUACCGUUCGAGAACGCAGACUUUCACAGCCCCAUGCCCAGACAGGCGGCACCAUUCAUCAUCUUGGACCGCAGAGCCCGGUAGCUAGUGGUGCCAGUAUGCAGCUUUGACUAGCCCCAGUCAUUGCAACGACCAGCUUGCCACCCCAAAUCAGUAGUAUUAUUCAAGGACAACUGAUUCAACAGCAGCAGGUGCUUCAAGGACAGCAGUUGAAUAGACCCGUGGGGUUUGAGAGGCCUUCGGGUGUCUUGAUAUCUGGAGUUGGAGGCUCUUCAGCCUUUGGGAUGACUUCACCACCCCCUGGACCCACCAGCCCUUCUAGAGCAGCUGUGCCACAGGGUCUUUCCAGCCUUCCUCUCACUCCUGCAGGAAGUAUAGGAGUGAAAAAAGUACCUAAAAAAUUGGAGGAAAUUCCACCAGCGUCUCAAGAAACAGCCCAAAUGAGAAAGCAGUGCCUGGAUCAUCAUUACAGAGAAAUGGAGGCUCUGAAAGAAAACUUUAAGGAGUAUUUGAUUGAAUUAUUUUUCUUGCAGCAUUUUCAAGGGAAUAUGAUGGAUUUCUUAGCUUUUAAGAAAAAACACUAUGCACCCUUACAAGCGUAUCUUAAGCAAAAUGAUUUGGAUCUUGAGGAAGAGGAGGAGGAGGAAAAAUCUGAGGUUAUCAAUGAUGAGCAGCAAAUAAACACAGGGAGCCUAGUGGCAGGGACAGCAAGUACCAUAGACACGGAGUCCCUUAAGCGACCGCAGACAUUCACGCCAGCAGAGCAAUCUAAGAGACCUCGGCUUGAAGUGGGUCACCAUGGAGUAGUUUUCCAGCAUCCAGGGGUGACGACAGGAGUGCCUCUGCAACAGCUAAUGCCUACUGCACAAGGUGGAAUGCCUCCCACUCCUCAAACUGUGCAGCUCACUGGACAGAAACAGAACCAACAGCAGUAUGAUCCAUCCAAAGGUCCUCCCGUGCAGAAUGCUGCAAGUCUACAUACUCCUCCACCUCAGCUUCCUGGGCGGCUGCAGCCUGCCAAUGUUCCGGGCACAUCCCUCCCAUCAACCCUACAGAUCUCACAGCAGCCCCAGCAGCAGAUGAUGGAGACUCAGCCCCCGCCACAGCCCCAGCCCCAGCCACAGCCACUGCCCCCAAUUCCAGUGAAGACCCAGCCUCCCAGCGUACCCAUUCCUGCUGCUCCAGCCAGCCAGCCCACAGCACCCCUUCCACAGCCUCUCAUGCCAGCGCUCCAUGUACAGAUGCAAGGAAAGACGCAGAUGCAGGUGUCUCCUCUUCCAACACAGCCCCAGACUGUGGCUUUAACAAGACCACCUCCAGAUUCUGGCCAGCCUUGUCAGCGUUCUGUACCCACCUCCUCAUCUACCUCAUCUGUCACACCAGCAAGUCUCUCAGGCCCAGUGCCCUCACCUGCACGAUCAUCGCCAGUAAAUAGGCCCUCCCCAGCAACCAACAAGUCAAUGUCUCCCAUUACAUCUCGGUCCCCAGGUGCCACAGUAUCUGUCACCCCAAAACCUCAGAGCCCAGCUCAAAAUACCACUCAGUCCCAGGAUACUGCCCAAGAGAAACUGGCUGAACAAGUAACUCUGGAAACUCAAAUCCAUCAAAGAAUAUCAGAAUUGAGAAAGGAAGGCCUGUGGUCUCUUAGACGCUUGCCAAAACUUCAGGAGGCCCCACGACCAAAGUCUCACUGGGAUUAUCUCUUAGAAGAGAUGCAGUGGAUGGCAACAGACUUUGCACAAGAGAGGAGGUGGAAAAUGGCAGCUGCAAAGAAGCUUGUCAGAACUGCAGCUCGUUAUCAUGAGGAAAAGAAGCUUCAUGAAGAAAGAGGAAAGAAAGAGGAACAGAACCGAUUAAGACGUAUAGCUGCUUCAACUGCUAGAGAAAUAGAAUAUUUCUGGUCAAAUAUUGAACAGGUUGUAGAAAUAAAACUGCAAGUUGAAUUAGAGGAGAAAAGGAAGAAAGCCUUAAAUUUACAGAAACCAUCCAGAAGAGGGAAAGAUUCAAGGCCUAAGGGACUUCAUGCUUUCCCAGAGCAUUUUAUGGACUCUGGAAUAUGUGGAAGAAAAAUAAAAGUUAGUACAUCCUUAACUGAUGAUGAAGUGGAAGAUGAAGAGGAGACAAUUGAAGAGCAAGAGGCAAAUGAAGGAAAUAUAGACCAUCAAACAGAACUCUCUAAUUUAGCCAAAGAAGCUGAAUUGCCCUUAAUUGACCUGGUAAAGUUAUAUGAAGGUGCCUUUAUGCCAAGUUUUCAGUGGCCACAGCCUAAGCCUGAGAGUGAAGAGACCAGUGAAGAAGAAGACACAGAAGACUCUACAGGUGACAGAGUUUGUCAGAAGGAAAUGGUUCUCAUUGAUUCACUUCUCAUCAUCGAUCAGUGUAAAGGUGUGGAGAGACCAAAUAUUAUGAAACCAAACACAAGAGACAUUACUGAAGUAGCUGCUCUGGCAGAGGCUGUACUGCCCAAGGGCAGUGCUCGGAUCACAACCUCGAUCAAUUUUAAUACCCCGUCUUUGUUGUACGGAGCACUAAGAGAGUACCAGAAGAUUGGACUGGACUGGUUAGCCAAACUCUACAGGAAGAAUCUCAAUGGCAUCUUGGCAGAUGAUGCUGGGCUGGGCAAGACUGUGCAGGUCAUUGCCUUUUUUGCACAUCUAGCUUGUAAUGAAGGUAACUGGGGGCCCCACCUUGUGGUUGUGAGAAGUUGCAACAUGCUAAAAUGGGAGCUUGAAUUGAAACGUUGGUGCCCAGGGCUAAAAAUCCUUUUAUACUUUGGCAGUCAUAGAGAACUUAAAGCAAAGAGACAGGAAUGGACUGAACCCAACAACUUCAACAUAUGCAUAACCUCUUAUAAACAGUUCUUUAAAGGCCAUCACGCCUUCAUGAAAGUGAGGUGGAAAUAUUUAGUCAUUGAUGAGAUGCAACAAGUAAAGAACAUGACUGAGAAGCACUGGGAGGCAGUUUUCAAUCUACGAAGCCAGUUACGUCUGCUCCUGAUAGACACACCUUUGCAUAACACCUUGAUGGAAUUGUGGACCAUGGUACACUUUUUGAUUCCUGGAAUUUCUAGACCUUAUCAGAACUUUCCAGUAAAACCAGCUAAUGAGGAGAGCCAAGAUUACUACCAUAAAGUGGUCAUAAGGUUGCACAGAGUGACUCAGCCAUUUAUUUUGAGAAGAACUAAAAGGGAUGUUGACAAGCAGCUGACAAAAAAAUACGAACAUGUGUUAAAGUGUCGCCUUUCCAGUCGGCAGAAGGCCUUGUAUGAGGAUGUUAUCUUGCAGCCCAGAACUCAAGAGGCUCUUAAAAGUGGACAUUUUGUCAAUGUGCUGAAUAUUCUGAUGAAACUUCAGAGGAUAUGCAAUCAUCCUGGUCUGAUAGAUCCUAGGCUUCCCGGCUCUUCUUAUGUUUUGGAAACACUGGAGUAUAGAUCUGCUUCUCUGAUUUUAAAGGCAUUGGAAUGUGGUUUUUGGAAGGAAGCAGAUCUUUCCAUAUUUGAUCUAAUUGGAUUAGAAAAUAAAACCACUCACUAUGAGGCACAAGUGUUGUCAAAGAAAAAGAUAACUCGAAAACUUAUAGAAGAAAUCUUCAGUUCAUCACCAGCACCAGCCAGACCUAAUGCAGUGAAACUUAAGCCAAGCAAGUUGUUUCAACCUGUGCAGUAUGGACAGAAGCCUGAGGGUAGAACAGUAGUGUUCCCAAGUACACAGAGCUCCUCACGUACAGUGUCUGCAGCAGCUGCUGCUGCUGCCGCCGCCGUAACAUCCCAGGGGCAAGUUCGAGGAAGAUCACCUAUUGCCACGUUCUCAGCCAAUCAGGAUGCAAAAGCGGCCGCAGCACAGUUUCAGACAUCUCAGGCUCCUACCGGUGCUCCAAGACACCAGCCAGCAGCGACCUUCACCACAGCAACUAGCACAGCCAAUCCUGUGAAACAGCGGGGUCAGAACUCAGCCCAGGCCUCCCAGCUAGGCCAGACCCAGCCCCAGCCCCAGGCCCCCUCGCACACCAUCCAACAGAGUGUGCUUCCUCAGAGGCUGGUACUGACCUCUCAGGCCCAGGCACGGUUGCCUAGUGGAGAGGUUGUGAAAAUUGCCCAGCUGGCUUCCAUAGCAGGGACACAGAAUCGAGUAGCUCAGCCGGAGACCCCUGUGACCCUGCAGUUUCAAGGGAACAAGUUUACCUUGUCACAUAGUCAGCUCCGACAGCUCACUGCAGGCCAGCCCCUCCAACUGCAAGGAAGUGUUCUUCAGAUUGUCUCUGCUCCUGGACAACAGUAUCUGCGCCCUCAAGGCCCGGUUGUUAUGCAGACAGUGUCUCAGGCUGGUGCUGUCCAGAAUGCUUUGAGUGCCCUGGGAAACAAGAACCAAGCAAAUGUUCCAAGUUCCACACCAGGAACUCCACCAGUAGGUAUUCCAGGGAGAACAGCAGUUAAUUCCUUGACAUCAGGAGAAACUGGAGUAGUACCAAAAAUGGCUAGUCCUAUAGGAGGCCCAACACAGGAGGAAAAAAAUAGACUUUUGAAAGAACGACUGGACCGAAUUUAUCUGGGCAAUGAGCGGCGCUGUUCCAGAACUCCUAUCUAUGGCAGCGAUUUGUUAGGAAUUUGUUCUGUGAUUAGUCGGAAGAAGACACCUCUGCGUGGGUCUGCAGAUAGAAAUAAAUGGAGUUGGGCUGGCAUGGUGAACUGUGGUGCUUCAUCCUCAAGAAAUACAACUGAUGUACUUCAGUGUUUGAUGUUGACGUUAGAACAACGAAGAGAAUCCCUCCAUGAUGUUAUUAAUAGGGUGGCCUGUGUCCUUCCAGCUGUAGUGGCUGCUCCUCCUUGCUUGUAUGUAGCCAAACCACCACCUUCUUACAGCCACAAAAUGAAGAUUUUCCGGCACUGUCUGAAGGAGCAGACUGCUCCCUAUUUACAACAAUUGCAUGAAAUAACAAACCUCAAGGUAUUGCAGUUUCCUGAGCUCAGAUUGGUGCAGUAUGAUUCAGGAAAGCUGGAAGCUUUAGCUAUCUUGCUUCAGAAGCUAAAAUCUGAGGGACGUCGGGUGUUGAUCUUAUCACAGAUGAUUCUGAUGUUAGAUAUUUUGGAAAUGUUCUUGGACUUCCAUUAUCUUACCUAUGUAAGAGUUGAUGAAAAUGCUAACAGUGAACAACGCCAGGAACUGAUGAAGAGUUUCAACAAAGACAAGCGGAUAUUUUGUGCCAUUCUUUCCACCCACAGUCGCUCUACAGGUAUAAAUCUUGUAGAAGCUGACACAGUUGUGUUUUAUGACAAUGACUUAAAUCCAGUGAUGGACGCAAAGGCUCAAGAAUGGUGUGAUCGAAUUGGGAGAAGCAAGGACAUCCACAUAUACAGGCUUGUGAGUGGUAAUUCAAUAGAAGAAAAAUUGUUGAAAAAUGGAACCAAAGAUUUGAUAAGAGAGGUUGCUGCUCAAGGAAACGACUACUCUAUGGCAUUUUUAACUCAGCAAACUAUCCAGGAGCUAUUUGACGUUCACUCUCCUGUGGAAGACUCUGGUUUCAGAGUUAAAGCUGAAGAAUUUGUUGUUCUUCCUCAGGAGCCCUCUGCCUCAGAAGCAAUUGCGCCUAAAAUUGCAAGGCCUUUUAUAGAGGCUCUUAAGAGUAUUGAAUAUUUGGAGGAUGACACCCCAAAAUAUGAAGAAACAACAGUGUCUGAAACAAGUGCUGAUAUUCUCUCAUUAGAAUUAGAUGAUCCAAGAAUUAAUGAAGAACCUUCACAAUUAGAAGAAUUAGCUGACUUUAUGGAACAGCUCACACCAAUUGAGAAGUAUGCUUUGAAUUAUCUUGAAUUAUUCCAUGCUUCCAUUGAUCAGGAAAAACCAAGAGACAUUGAGGAGGUAGCAAUAGCUUCAAAGGAGUGGGAAUCCAAUAAUAUGAGACAACUGAAAGAGAGGGAUGCCACAGCACUGUUAGAAGAGGAGGAGGAAGAAUUACUGACGUACACCAGAGAAGAUGCCUACAAUAUGGAAUAUGUUUAUGAAGAUACUGAUGGGCAGACAGAAAUUAUGCCACUUUGGACUCCUCCCACUCCUCCUCAAGAUGACAAUGACAUCUAUAUUGACUCAGUCAUGUGUCUGAUGUAUGAGAAUACACCCAUCCCGGAAUCUAAGCUGCCUCCAGUGUAUGUGCGGAAGGAGCGUAAGCGACACAAGACAGAUCCCUCUGCUGUUGGUCGGAAGAAGAAGCAGCGGCAUGGGGAGGCUGUCAUUCCUCCUCGAUCCCUCUUUGACCGGGCAACUCCAGGGAUGCUAAAGAUGCGGCGAGAGGGCAAAGAGCAGAAGAAGAACAUUUUGUUGAAGCAGCAGACUCAGUUUGCCAAACCUUUGCCAACUUUUGUCAAACCAACAGCAGAGUCUGGGCAGGACAACCCGGAGUGGCUAAUUAGUGAAGACUGGGCAUUGCUGCAGGCUGUAAAGCAGCUGCUUGAGCUUCCUUUAAAUCUCACUGUUGUGUCACCAGCACACACCCCUAAUUGGGAUCUUGUUAGCGAUGUUGUUAAUUCCUGCAGUCGAGUUUAUCGAUCUUCCAAACAGUGCCGAAACCGCUAUGAAAAUGUCAUUAUUCCAAGAGAAGAGGGAAAGAGCAAAAACAACCGUCCUCUUCGUACAAGCCAGAUAUAUGCUCAGGAUGAGAAUGCUACCCAUACCCAGCUGUACACAAAUCACUUUGAUUUAAUGAAAAUGACUGCCGGGAAGAGAAGUCCCCCAAUCAAACCUCUACUUGGCAUGAAUCCUUUCCAGAAGAACCCAAAGCAUGCUUCAGUGCUAGCAGAGAGUGGAAUCAACUAUGACAAACCACUGCCUCCAAUUCAGGUUGCAUCUUUGCGUGCUGAGAGAAUCGCAAAAGAGAAAAAGGCUCUGGCUGAGCAGCAGAGGGCCCAGCAGCAGACUGGCACCCAGCCCCCCCCCAGCAGCAGCAGCAGCAGCAGCAGCAGCAGCAGCAGCCACCGCCUGUGCAGCAGGGAACAGCUGGACAGCAAGCAGGCCAGGCCCAGCCUCAGGCCCAGCCUCCUGGGGUCCAGCAGCAGCAGCAGCAGCAUCAGCAGCAGCAACAACAGCCAGCAGCAGCAGCAACAGCAGCAGCAGCAGCAACAGCAGCAGCAACAGCAGCAGCAGCAGCAGCAGCAAACAAAGGUGCAGACUACAGUUACCACUGUGGCCAGCACGGCAGUAUUGGCUGGAGCAAUUAAAACAUCAGCCACUGGGACAAGCAUGCCAACUGGUACGGUUAGUGGAAAUGUUAUAGUGAACACAAUAGCUGGAGUCCCCGCCGCCACCUUUCAGUCCAUUAACAAGCGUAUUGCUUCACCAGUUGUGCCUGGAAAUUUAACCGCUGCGGGCAAUGCUUCUCCUGCUCAGGUGGUUCAUGCGCAGCCUCGAACAGUCGCCACACCUGCUGCAUCCACUGAGCUGGUGUCUCUAGCGUCCACCCAGGGGGUGCGUGCUGUCACUUCUGUGACAGCCUCUGCUGUGGUCACCACCAACCUGACUCCGGUGCAGGCUCAGACCAGGUCUUUAGUGACUCAGGUGACUCAAGCCACAGGGGUUCAGCUUCCUGGCAAAGCCAUCACCCCAGCCCAUUUCCAGCUUCUCAGACAGCAGCAGCAGCAGCAGCAGCAACAGCAGCAGCAGCAGCAGCAGCAGCAGCAGCAACAGCAGCAGCAGCAGCAGCAGCAGCAGCAAACCCAGCAAGCAGCCCAAGUGCAAGUCCCACAGAUCCAGGGGCAGGCCCAGUCUCCUGCCCAGAUGAAAGCUGUGGGGAAGCUAACACCGGAACAUCUGAUCAAAAUGCAGAAACAGAAACUGCAGCUGCCUCCCCAGUCUGGCCCUCAGCAGCAGGCCCAGCCGGGGGCACAGCCACAGGCUGCCCAGGUUCAGGUACAGCAGCAGCCACAGCAGACAACGCAGCUGGCAGCAGUGGCAGCCCCCAGGCCUGGAGCUCUUCUCACGGGCACGACGGUAGCCAACCUCCAGGUUGCUCGUCUCACUCGUGUUCCUACUUCCCAGUUACAAGCUCAAGGGCAGAUCCAAGCUCAAACAACUCAGACUGCUCAAGUGGCUUUGGCAAAACCACCAGUUGUAUCUGUGCCAGCAGCUGUCGUAUCAUCAGCUGGGGUCACAACACUUCCUAUGAAUGUUGCUGGGAUUAGUGUUGCUAUUGGACAGCCACAGAAAACAGCAGGGCAAACUGUGGUCGCACAACCGGUGCAUGUUCAGCAGCUUCUGAAGCUCAAGCAGCAAGCUGUUCAACAGCAGAAAGCCAUUCAGCCCCAGGUGGCUCAAGGUCAAACUCCUGCGCCACAAAAGAUAACUGCGCAACAGAUAACUGCCCAAGGCCAACAACAGAAAGUAACCUAUGCCACCCAGCCAGCAAUUAAAACCCAGUUUCUUACUACACCUAUUUCCCAGGCUCAGAAAUUAGCGGGGACCCAGCAAGUGCAGACCCAGAUACAAGUUGCAAAGCUUCCUCAAGUAGUCCAACAGCAAACAGCCGUGGCCAGUAUUCAGCAGGUGGCCUCUGCUUCUCAACAGGCGUCACCACAGACCGUGACACUCUCUCAAGCAACAACUGCAGGUCAGCAGGUCCAAAUGAUCCCUGCAGUGACUGCAACAGCUCAGGUGGUUCAGCAGAAACUCCUCCAACAGCAGGUGGUGACAACAGCCUCCACGCAGCUUCAGGCCCCAGGUGUACCCAACCCCGCCCAGGGGCCAGCCAGCUCUGAUGGCCAGAGUCAGCAGGCUAAGUUACAAAUGAGAAUGUCGACUGUCAGGUUAAAGACAGCUAACAAGCCUAGUUGAGCCGAGCGUGGGAAAAGCGGGGAUAUUUGUUUUCUUUGGUCACGCUCCAGCUGCAAAAUAGGCACACCCUUUCUAUUUCCUGGUCUUAAGGCAGAAAACCACUGUCUUCAUAGAGGACAUUCUAUUUAUUUCUGAACCUUGGAACCAUCCUCACACCAAAACACACGACCUUUGGAAAAUUCUUGUCAAAACAAAGUAGUGUAAUUAUUUUAUUAAAGUGUAUCCUUCUCUUACAGAAAAGUGAUCCUUCCUGAAAGCCUCUCUGUACUGUAUAACUAAUGGAAACAGUGACCAUGGUGAUCAGUACUCUCCUUCUUCAUUCAUGGCAGUGUUUUCUCCAGAGCACUAGUACUGGGUUUUGAUAGCCACUUAGUAGAAUUUCUUUGUAGUAAUACAAUAUUUUGCACAUGACAUUUGUGCUAAUCGGUUUGUGCAGUGAGUCAUAAAAUGGAAAGUCUUUUUAAAAUUUAAAAAAAAAUUCUAGAUAAGACGUUAACUUAAUUCUUUCACCUUAUCCAGAAAAGACAAACCAUGGUCCUUUUAGUGGAGGGAACAGCUAGAGUCAGUCACCUGUAAUUGAGUUUUCAUUCCAAAGAGUAGCCAUUGUGUUCUGUGCUUUCUAAAAUUGAUUCGUUUUCAUAUUUUUAAAGGAAAUGUUUGGUAAUGCUGUUCAUCUAAGCACAUUCUAGGUGCAUUCCCUGUAUUUUGUGUAUUGCCUUUUUAACAUGCAUUGGGCUGCUUCAGAUUGUUUCAGGAAAAUGUUGGGACUCUGAUGUCUUGGGCUAGUUAGAGCUAAAGUGCCAUAGAAGCGUCAUAGGCACCCCUGUUUUAUUGCUGUAUAAUCUAUGGUGACCUUAGUCUCAGUGUAUGUAGAGUGAGAGCUAGAUGGAGAAAUGAGAGUAGAGAUGGCAAGAACUUUCGGAGGUCCAAGCUUCAGGGGAGCUGAGAAACAUUAUAUAAACAUAUAUCUAUAUGUAUGUAGAUGGAGCAUCUGAGGGUCCAGAAAUAGACCAAGCGAUCUAUGUAUUGUAAAUGUGUACAAAUUUUUGAUACAUUGGGGAAAAAAAAUACACUAGUCUUAGUAAGCAGGAUGUUCUGGGCAGUCACCGCAUUUUCAUUUUCCAGGGUCUUUACUUGAGCAAAUCUUGGUUCAGCCUAGUAAAGGUGAGAACCUUAACCAUCUACUAUUUGUGGAGCUGUAUGAUAUUGAAGGAGAAAAAGGGAAGAUUCCUGUUGCAGGGUUUUUUGUUGAUGUGUUUGUUUUAAAUAAGGGAAGGCAGUGGAUGGAAUGUUAAGUGGCUAUGCUGGUUGAUGAUGGCAUCUAACAUACAUAUCUUUUGCCAUAUUUUUAGUAUGCAAAAGGAAAAAGCCUAAAUAGUACCUUUUCUCCAUGGGUAUAUUUUGCUCAUUUAUGUCCAGGGAAGGGUAAGGGUAUACUGGUUUUUUUUUUUCCUUUAACAAAUGCCAGUUAUGUCUUAUAGCAUUCAAACCUUAACAUUUUUACUGAAAAAUCUAUUUUUCCUCUGUAAAUGCAGUAUUUUUCCUUUAAGUUUUCUUAAGUAAUUUGUCAAAGAAAUUAAUCGACUUUGCAAUUUAAAAAAAACUAGCAUCCUGCAGAUUUAUUUGGACAUAAUCAAACACUUUUCUAGCUCUGAGUAAAUAGGUAGACAGUAAAGAUCAUAUGUUUAAAGAUCAUAAAAUUGAAGUUGUUUGAAAAAGAAUGGAGUACUAAAGCAACUCACUACUUUUAUGAGAUUUCAUAAUUUGUUAAAAUUUUGAUUUUCAAGUGAAUUGUUCACACAGAAAUACUUGAAGUGAAAAUGUCACAUUGUGCAUGCUGCUUUUCAGUAUGACAGUUUCGAAUAUUACAAGUAUUCUAAACUUGCAUAAUUAAAAUGUAUAGGAAUUCUCCAAACUUAUUUCCAUUUGCCCACCCUGAUAGUUUUUCUCUAGAUCGUCAGAGUGAACCUUUUAAAAUGAUGAUAGAAUUUGAAUGCAUUUAUUUUAGAAAUGCUGAAGAAUUCUCAAAAGGUAAUUAAUUGUUUAAAUAAAAGCCCCCUGUUAUCCCAUAGCAGUCUGGUAGACAACUUAGAGCCAAUUGCAAAAAAACUUUUAAAAGUUUAAAUACUGGUGUUUUUAUAAUUGCUGUAUGUAAUUCUUGUCCCUGUCACUGCCGGUGAGAAGGCAUCUGGUCUCCAUAUCCUUGGCAAGGAGAUUUUAGUUAAACUUCAGUAAUCCUAAUAACACAUAAAUUGAACUGACGUGCUCACUGGACUUAUACCAAGAGCGUACAUAUUUAAGAGUAUAGCAUUGAAAGGUUACUCCUAGUGCCCUAAGUAGUGUUCCACAUAGUCAUUUGAGUUACUAACACUCCAUUCCCAGUGUUCUGACUCAUCCACUUUCCUUAGCUUCAUGUUUGAAAGGUCAAGCUUUCUGUUUUUAAGAAGAUAAUGAAGUUUGGUUCAGCAAAGUUGUCUAGGAAGUUUCAGACUGUUACUGUUAGCAAAAUUCUGUAUUACCAUGCAAAUCAGGCUUCUCUUAUUGCGCUAUAAUGAUUCAAGGGUAUAUUCAGGUACACAGCAGCAAAACCGUUGUGAGAUUUUACUUCGGCCACCAUUGAAACCAGUUACCCAGUUAUUCUCUAAGAGACAUUUGUUUUCAUUCAGGUCAGACAGUGUUGUAAAACGUUCAGUGGGGAAGCACAUUGCCUGCGUCCAAGUGCUGUUCAGAUGUUGUGCCUCAAGGGGGAAUGGUUUUUCUUUUAAUAAAUAAAAAUGCUGGCUUAAAAACAAACAACACUGUAAUCGGAUAGCUGUUGUGUUUUAAAACAUACAGGAACAAGGUUGAAAUUGUAAAUACUUUGUAAACAUAAACAUUUGUACUUGAAUAGUAGGAUUUUAAAGAGCACUGACAUCCUACCAGAUAAAAGGUAUAAUAAAGUGUCCUUUUUUAUAAA
Molecule: messenger RNA, 12792 nt
Organism: Phascolarctos cinereus (koala)
Lineage: Eukaryota; Metazoa; Chordata; Mammalia; Diprotodontia; Phascolarctidae
Source: RefSeq, a predicted model, not a curated record